UUCUUCAGAUUUAGGUUGGCCAAUUGACGUCUACAUAUUAUACAACUUUAUCAUUUAUUCAAGGGAAUCAUAAGUGUUAUGUUCAGCAAUUUCUUUGAGAUAGAAAACAGUGAUUUUAUAUGUGAAAAAAGAAAAAGAAAAAGAAGAAACCAAAUAGGAGCGUAAACAAGAUCUGGAAACUUCUAUAUUCCCAAGAAGUGGAAGGGAAACGUAUAAAAAGCAUUAAGCAUUGGGAAUUUAGUUUUAGAAAAAAAUGCCGUUGGGAAAAUACCAUUGCGAUUACUGCGAUAAGGAAUUCCAGGAUACUGCAGCGGCUCGGAGGCGUCAUCUUCAAGGUGUUCAACAUCAAAGAGCCAAAGCUCUUUGGUACGACUCCUUGCGCAAUCCUCAGUUAUUCAACGAUCCGGAUUCGUUUGGUAAAGGAUUCUGCAAUCACUUUGUUCGAACGGGUUAUUGCCAGUAUGGGGACUCCUGCAAAUAUUAUCAUCCCAAGCAAAACUCUCAAACUGUAAACCAAACGGGAAUCCCUCCAGGGGAAAAUAGUAGAGAGGGUUUUCAUACAAGUGGUCAACCUUUUGGUUCGGCCUCAUUUCCAGUGCUGUGUUCAUCUUCUAUUUCUCAGUUUUAGCAGAGUAAAUCACUAUUCUACACAUGGUAUGUCGACUUGUGCUUCAUUGUGACAAAUAAGAGAUAAGCUUAGAGUGAAGAAAAAUAUAGACAUUGGAGACGAGGUAAAAGUAUGUUGGUACUUAUCCUUGGUUCAAAACUCCCACUUUUGCCAGUUUGUCCCACACAUAGGAGCUAUCUGAUAGGCAUGGGCAGUGUCUGAUCCACACCCAGUUGUGUAUCAGGGAAAAAAAAAACUGGUUGAGGUCAUUGCAUUCAUCACAUACUGGAAAGGAUUGCUGCUCAAGUAACAUCCAUUGAUUGAACUGUUGUCAGAUAGCACAGCUACUACUCCAGAAGGUGACACCCAAAAUGAAGUUAUUAUAGAAACCAGAAAUGCAGCAAGCAUUAGUAAAAUGACCCUCUUCUCAAAAUAUGUCAUACACAAUGGGAAUAUGAACAGCUCAUGUGCCCCAGUAGUUUAGUAACACUCCUGCUGAACUGAUUCCUAUACCUCCCGGCUCCCAUGUCAUUUCCUAAUCUUAUUUGAUGUUUAAUGUUAGAGCUUAUGUUAUAUGAACUGACGAUGUAAAAGUUAUUUACACAACCAAAUGACUUAGAUAAUUAUAAGUAAAUUUCUACAAU
This is a messenger RNA of Solanum dulcamara, 1251 nucleotides long. Its product is annotated as zinc finger CCCH domain-containing protein 3. Bases 254 to 628 code for a protein of 124 amino acids. The record is from RefSeq and is a predicted model, not a curated record. The transcript is spliced from 5 exons. NCBI's taxonomy places the organism in Eukaryota, Viridiplantae, Streptophyta, Magnoliopsida, Solanales, Solanaceae. Gene Ontology annotation, cellular component: U12-type spliceosomal complex. Gene Ontology annotation, molecular function: nucleic acid binding; zinc ion binding.